Molecule: messenger RNA, 1893 nt
Organism: Poecilia latipinna (sailfin molly)
Lineage: Eukaryota; Metazoa; Chordata; Actinopteri; Cyprinodontiformes; Poeciliidae
Product: lethal(3)malignant brain tumor-like protein 1
Exons: 10
Coding region: 20-1195 (391 amino acids)
Biological process (GO): negative regulation of DNA-templated transcription
Cellular component (GO): nucleus
Molecular function (GO): histone binding; chromatin binding
Source: RefSeq, a predicted model, not a curated record
UUUUAGAAAUAGUUUGCUCAUGAAGAAUCUCAGAGGAUCCGAACCGGGUUUAAAUCCAGCUGCUGCAUCAGAACCAUUCUGCUCUGCAGAACCAGUUUGGAUCAGAACAAUGUUCUUCAGUUCAGUUCCUACCAGGUUCUGCAGCUGCAGUCCGAACAGAACCGCCCCGGUUCUGAUUCUGCUCUCUCUCUCUCUCUCUCUCUCUCUCUCUCUCUGUCUCUUUCUCUCCUCCCGCCCCCUCUCCUUCCUGCGCAUGCGCGCUGCCCUCCCAGCCUCCAGUUUCCGUGUUGUUCUGUGUGUCAGCGCAGUGACGCGGAUCAUCACAGUCGAGAGAAGAGGAGGAGAGGGAACAACAGAGGAAGACAAAGAGGAGAUGAAGAAUAAAGUCAGCAGCACUCAAGUCAGCGUGAAGAGGCGCUCCUGGUCCUGGCAGCAGUACCUGAACGAGCAGAAGGCCGAGGCAGCUCCGCCCUCUCUCUUCACCCAGGACCAGUCCUGUCCCAGCAGGAGGACGGCCUUCAAGGUGGGCAUGAAGCUGGAGGGCAUCGACCCGCUGCAUCCCUCCAUGUUCUGUGUGCUGACCGUCGCCGAGGUGAUUGGCUGCCGGCUGCGUCUCCACAUCGACGGAUACUCAGAGUGCUAUGACUUCUGGGUAAACGCCGACUCACCUGACAUCAGACCCGCCGGAUGGUGCAGAGAGCACCGCCACAAGCUCCACCCACCCAAAGGUCACAGUGAGACGGAGUUCGAUUGGCAGGACUACCUGCAGUCCUCAGGUUCCCUCGCAGCUCCGCCCACCCUGUUCACCUGUCGCUCCACUGUGUGUGAGUUCCAGGUGGGGAUGAAGCUAGAGGCGGUGGACAAGAAGAACCCGGGACUGGUGUGUGUGGCGUCUGUCGCUGAUGUCAUCAACGACCGCUUCCUGGUUCACUUCGACAACUGGGACGACACCUAUGACUACUGGUGUGACAGCAGCAGUCCCUACAUCCAUCCGGUGGGCUGGUGUGAGGUGCAGGGCCGACCGCUGACUGCGCCGCAGGGUAUGUACCUGGACCAGAACCAGAACCAGCUUCUAGUCUCCAGUACUAUUACUACUGGUAGUAGUACUGUAGUAGUACUCAUAGGCGUAAAUCCCGGAGGGGGGGGAAUCCAGACCUCCCCAAUCUUGGAAAUGUCUAGAAACCCUUUUAUUUAAACAAUGUCAAUAUAAAAAAGGCAACAGAACAAAGAACCAAGGAAGGCGGCCGUUCAUCUAAGAAAAAAAUAAGAAUUCAUUUUUAGGUCCCCUCCACAGCGUUCUGUCACAUCAGCAUACGCUGUCAGAUAGUCGUACGCUUUGCUCAGACAUGCAUACGCUGUCAUUACCAUAUGAUUUUAUUUAAUCAGCAACAUUAAAUAAGCAACUUAGUAUGCAUACGCGGGCAUGGUACUCACUGCAUGUAUGCUGUCCUGACAGCGUGUGGCUGUCUGAUAGAACAGGCUCCGCUAGAGCCGCUAAGUGAGGAGCUAGCUGUUAGCUGUUAGCUGUGGCUCUACAGCACUAACUAAAAAAAACCCUCCAGUAAGUAAAUACUAAAGCAAAAGACAUGUUACACGUUUUAUUUACUUUCACUGCUGAUAGGAAGAAGCACAUUAACAAUAAACAGUUUAUUUCAUUACUUUGGCUGAAUGAUGAUAAACUGCCUCCUUAUGCCUUGGAAAUCAAAACUAGCUAAGCUGCUCCAUUGCUUUCAUAGACUCAGCUCCUUCGUCGGUAGAAGGUAGACAAUAUUUCAGUUACAUUUAGCUCUGCAACUCUUACUUUAAUAAGCAGAGUUUGAAACGGGAGCAGCUGAGCGUUAGCAUUAGCCAACAGCUCAGUAUGGGAGCCGAGAGCAGAGGGGCGACUGCAGC